This is a messenger RNA of Polychytrium aggregatum, 1383 nucleotides long. RefSeq names its product DHHC palmitoyltransferase-domain-containing protein. The record is from RefSeq and is a predicted model, not a curated record. NCBI's taxonomy places the organism in Eukaryota, Fungi, Chytridiomycota, Chytridiomycetes, Polychytriales. Gene Ontology annotation, biological process: protein targeting to membrane; peptidyl-L-cysteine S-palmitoylation. The coding region runs from base 1 to 1383 and encodes 460 amino acids. Gene Ontology annotation, cellular component: endoplasmic reticulum; Golgi apparatus. The transcript has 6 exons. Gene Ontology annotation, molecular function: protein-cysteine S-palmitoyltransferase activity.
AUGACGACUUCUUGGCGCGACUACCUGCCGGAGGGCACAAAAAGGAAGGACUUUAAGAUCUUUCUGGCCGGGAUCAUCCUCGAGCAGCUGCUGUGUGCUCUGUUUACUUUCUACAUGUCGGCUGUCGUUUCGUUGGUGGUGCUUUUGCUGGAUGCUUUUGCUGGAUGCUUUUGCUGGAUGCUUUUGCUGGCGCUGCUGAGGGUGCUGAUGGUGCUGAGGGUAUCGGUGAUGCUGAGGGUAUCGGUGAUGCUGAUGGUAUCGGUGAUGCUGAGGGUAUCGGUGAUGCUGAAGACCGGAAUCUGGACCAUGCCCACCGCAUUCGCCAUCCUGUGGGUAUUUGCACUGGCCAGCUAUAUCAAGACAUUCCUGACGGAUCCGGGGUAUCUGCCCAAGAACAUCCACCCACAUCCGGAGAUGGCCUACUACGUCAUGCCGGAAACCACGGCCGAUCCCGGCAUCGCGGCUGGCCUGGCCGACCCCUCGACUCUUCCCCAAGGCUAUCCGUUUAUCAGCGUUCCUGGUCCGGCGACCCAGGUCCCCUACAUCGAGUCGAGGCAGAUCACCGUCAACGGGAUGCCUGUCAAGAUCAAGUUCUGUCCAAGUUGCAACAUCUGGCGGCCCCCGCGGUGCUCGCACUGUAGCUCCUGCAACCGGUGUGUGCAAGUGCACGACCAUCACUGUCCCUGGACCGGCAACUGCAUUGGCAAACGCAACUACAGAUACUUUUACGUCUUUCUGUUCGCGACCAUGGCCCUGGCGCUCUACGUAUUUGGAUUCACGGUCGCAAGCAUCGCCUACGAUCGACCCAUAGACCACGAGUCAUCAACCAGCAUCAUCAUAUAUCUUUUUGUGGCGCAUCAGGGAGUCUGCGUCCUGACCUUCUUUGUUGCCCUGUCGCUCACGGGCAUGUUUCUGUAUCAUACCAAGCUUGUUGCUGAGAACCAAACCACCCACGAGCAGCUCAAAGCUCGACAGUGGGCAUCCCAAGAGGACCGGCCCUUCAACAACAGUCAGCUGCCUCAUCCGUUCCACCACGGCAGCAUAUGGAAAAACGUGACAUUUGCGCUGUUCCGUCCCCAGCCGCCUGCCUAUAGCCAAGAAUGUAGCUAUGACCAGGAAGCUGCCCGCACGGCAGAGCCUCAUCAAGCCCUUGAUAACAGCCAGUCAGCUGCCCCUCGCCUGCUCGAAUCGCCCUCGAACAUUUUCGAGCCCCAAAUCACCCAGCCUGAGCGUGUGCAAGUCAAGGACGACGAGCACACCGAAGUUGUUCGCUCUGGCUCAACAGCGGCUAUCGAGCUCCACAUCCGGCCCAACAGCCAGAUCGGAGUGUACGAAUCGCCGUUCUCGCUCCUGCCGGGAUCUGCGGAUACCAAGGCAGAGUAG